AUGAGGAAAUUCAUCUUAAUAACAGUUUUACUUCUCUGCAGCCACAGCUGGAUCUGUGAGUCUCAGACUGUGGAGGUCCAGCAGGGUGAAGAUGCCACUCUGCUGUGCUCCAACAUUUCUACAUCUCCAACCCAGACGGAGUGGUUCAGAGUGGUGAACAGAACCAAACCCAGCUGUAUCUCUGCCAUGUAUGGAGCUGAAGGUGAAGCUUCACUCUGUGAUGGAUUAAAAGAUGGAAAAUUUGAGAUGAGCGCCAACAUGUCAACUGUCUUUCUGAGGAUUAAACAAGUGGAUUUCUCUGAUUCUGGUCUGUAUUUCUGUGGAUUCUACGUAAAGGGACAUAUAGUCAUUGUCAGUGUAGCAGAGUUAAUGGUUCAAGGUGAAAAUGAAUCCAUUGAUGGAGCCGAUUUGAACUCAGAAAAAGCUGAUGGAUCUACAGACAUGAUGAAGGUGAUCCUGGGUGCUCUGACUGGUUUCCUCACUGUAACAGUCGUUGUUCUGGCCGUCAGAGUCUGGAGACUUCAGAAAGCUGCGAAUGAGGAGGCACAGCCAGGAAGAAGUGACGUGAGAACAUUUUAUUUAACUAAACUAAGGAGUGUUGUCACUGAGCAAGCCGUCCAGCUGAUGCCCCAGCUCAUCGCCCAGUUUAACCCUUCAUCUGGAACUCCCUGA
Molecule: messenger RNA, 672 nt
Organism: Melanotaenia boesemani (Boeseman's rainbowfish)
Lineage: Eukaryota; Metazoa; Chordata; Actinopteri; Atheriniformes; Melanotaeniidae
Exons: 6
Coding region: 1-672 (223 amino acids)
Biological process (GO): response to bacterium
Source: RefSeq, a predicted model, not a curated record